Messenger RNA from Lates calcarifer (barramundi perch), 3431 nucleotides. It is a transcript of the gene tm2d2, whose product is annotated as TM2 domain containing 2. The transcript is spliced from 4 exons. Lineage: Eukaryota; Metazoa; Chordata; Actinopteri; Centropomidae. The coding region runs from base 112 to 789 and encodes 225 amino acids. The record is from RefSeq and is a predicted model, not a curated record.
CUUAUGUCGUCAUAAUCACGAGACGGUGACCAAGGCCCAAACAAACCGUCGUCUUUAAAUGUCGCCGUUCACCAUGAAUGGCUUUUUCAUGAUUAAUGUCGUAUUUUGAGGAUGGCAAUGAUUUCAGUGAGCUAUAUUCUGUUGUGCGGACAGUUCCUGCUGCUGGUGACGGUGAUAUUAUUACAAUGUCUGGAAGGAAUUCACUCGCAAAACUCGUCGACAACGGAGACUCCGGCUGCUUCUCCUGGUCAGGGAGCUACCGCAUUCCCAUUCAGCGAGCAGCCGCCAGAAAUUGUGAAAUAUGAAACAUCGAAUGACACAGAGGGAUUAGAGUACAGACCCCCGUCACCGGUCGUCCUCUGUAGCUAUCUACCGGAGGAGUUCAUCUAUUGUCAAGACCCUGUGGAUCAUGCAGGCAACUACAGUGCCUAUCUUGAGAUGGGCCAUGGUUGUGUUGGGUGGGGUGGCCAGACUCAGAAAGAAGUGAAUCACACCCCUGUUGUGUGCACUGCACUUGAUGAUAUAGAGUGUGCCGGAUCCAGAGAAUUCCUCAGAGGAAACGUACCCUGCAUCAAAUACACUGGACACUAUUUCAUCACCACACUGCUGUACUCCUUCUUCCUGGGUUGUUUCGGGGUUGAUCGUUUCUGCCUGGGCCACACCGGCACUGCUGUUGGGAAGCUGCUCACCCUGGGGGGCCUGGGGAUCUGGUGGUUUGUGGACCUGAUCCUGCUCAUCACAGGUGGCCUGAUGCCUAGCGAUUACAGCAACUGGUGCACCUACUACUGAGCCUGACAGCAAAGUGUGACAAAGGACUCUGGCCACUUCUUAAAUAUUAUGAGUUGAAUAUUGAGAACUCUAGGGAUGUGGCCUUGGCCUGCCAGGGUUAUGACUCUGCAGGCUGGCUUGUUCUGUGGGGAUUUACAGUUGUGCUGUACAAAGUGGAGUCCAAGGACUUCCUGAAGACUCCUGAGAAAAAUAGAAAUAAUUGGAUUUUCUUUUCUAAUUUAAUUAACUUGAAAUUUACCAUUUUGAAAAUGCAGAACAAUUACUAUGGUAUUCACAGCAGAGAUGACAGUUCUUUUUAGUUCUAGAUUGUCAACUAAGGCUACUAUUUUCAUGUUUGCUUUAUUUGGCCCGUACCACAGGAAAAAAAAAAGAUUUAUUGUUGUCUUUUAGUUCCUGUCCUUUUGGUUUCUUUACCUUGAUUUAUCACAAGCAAACUAACAUAUCAACAUGAGCCAUAUGGACUGACAGGUAAAUCACUGAGAGUACCAUGUUGAUGAGUGUCAACCUGCAUCAUCAGUGCUACAUUGAUCCACAUGGGAAAAUGACACAAGCACUAUACACCAUUCUUUCAACUAAUGUAUACCACACUUUUGACAUAUGACUUACAUAAAUACACAUGGCAAGUAGCACGCAAGCAAGCACGUUAUCUGUUUGGUUAAUGCGUUUUCCUAUUCGGUUUGGUUUUUUAGACAGGUGUGAAGGCUGGUGCGGACUAAGCAACGGAGUCCACUUCUGACAUCCAGCCACAGGAUUUUAAGAUUGUAGAUACAGAAUGUGAUUUUAGCAGAAAUUCCUACUAUUAAAUCUAUUGUCUGAUUGUGAGCUGUGAUGAAGUUGAUCUGUAUAUGUUAUGCAAGAUCAUUUCGUCAUUUACAAGUGAAAAUAAAUUAACCAUAACGGCUACACAUAAUAAUGUCUUACUCGCUUGUUUGUCAUGUAUUUAAGUGCUGCAUGAUUUCUCCACAUUUUGUCCACGUAGCACAGAUGAUGCAGGAUGACAGGUGCCAUAACUGUCCAAUCAGUAAGUUUCCUUUCAGUCCAUAUGAUUUCAUGCUUACUCCUUGGUUCAUUUGUAAUAAAUGUGAAUAUAAUAAAAGUGUGAGCGCAAAUUAGAAUAGAACCAAAAGACAACAAUGUAUCUUUUUUUUCUUGGUUUGGAAAUAUGUGGAAAUGUCCAACAUUCUUUACUAGUUUAGGAAUUAACCUUUACAUCCUGGAAAAUUUUGGGUUUGAUCGACAAUUCAGUCUUGAUCUACCACAUGCUUCUUUUGCUACAGAAAACUCCAGCACUUCUUAUUUAGCAUUUUUCACACACUGUAGAGUGAUACACCAGUCACUGUUUGCAUACAUGAUUUUGCAUUUUAAGCAAGAAUCCUCUAUUCCAGUUCAACUCUUAGCAGCGAUCUUAGAACUAUCCUGUCAUUUCCUGAAGGGCAACAACCUUACAACCUAAACACUUCAAAUUACGUAAUAGCCCAGCUUUGACCCUUCCUUGUCCUCUUCUUCUGGAGGCUUUCCAGAUUCCAUAUUUUCUCUGCUGCUUUCAUGUGUUCCAACUGUACUUAGAUUGAUGACAGCCUCAAACAAGCAGGAACACACUAAACUAAAGAUGGACGGUGAUCACAUAAGUCACAUUGACGAGCUGGUAGGUUUUGACACAAGGAUGAAUUCCUUUACCUCAAAAAAAAAAAGAAAGAAAGAAAAAAAACCUACAUCUGAACUGUGUGGGAGCAUUUCACUCCUUUGUAUUCAGGUGUAGAGCCUGGCCCUGUCUAAAUGUCUCAAAGUAAAACAAAUUCAGAUUUUCAUUAGCUCUAUCCAGCUAAGCUCAGGUCUCACAUUAAAUAUUCAAAUCCUCAUCUUCCACUUUGUUAAAUUUCUCACUCUUACUUGAACUGAAGGUUUAUGUGCUCUUUCAUAGAUAGAGCAGGUUUCAUUAUCUAAAGAUCCAUAAAACCCUUUUAGAUCUUGUCAUAAAAAGUUGAAGAAGACAUGAUUGUCAAUGUGUCGACUGUCAUCCAGCAGCAGCAAUAUGGUUUUAGCAGGCAAAAUAUUUCCAGGUGGCUAAAUGUCUUUUGUAGAGAGAGACAUUGAGACGCAGCUAUACAUAUACAUGUAUAGCUACAUGUAGCUACAUACAUAUACACGUAUAGCUGCGUUUUUCCAUGUAGAGGGUCUUCUCCUUACUCUGAAUGUAGUUUUUUUGCUCUGAUUCUGUCUUAAAUCCAAAUCCAGCUCUGCAGAAAUGCCCAACGUUAGUAUUAGCAUAAAACAUACUGUGUUAAUGCCUGUUUCAAAACUCUCUUGGCUUUGUAAGAUACUGUAUAUAAUAUUGAUCUGUCUUUUUUAUUCUUCAAUUCUUCACUGUACUAUUUAUUUAUUUGCCUUAUGUUUUAUGCAUUGAGUCAGACAUGUUCCUGGGAUCAUUAGAUGAAUAUACUGUUUGUUUUUCAAAUGAUCUCAAUUGAUGUUUCCCUUAAAAUAAAAAAAAGAACUUUUAAAUUAAAGCUACACAUACACCUGGAAAACCAAAUGUUCCCUGUUACAAUGGUGAAAAGGAAUCCAAAGUGUCUCAUGUCGUGUUUAUAACUGUUCAGUCAUUAUGACUCAAUAAAGAGCACCUGGUGCAGUGUGUUCUCUUA